CAUUUACUCUCUCUCUCACUCUGGCUCUCAGUGCCUAUGUCCAGACUGCUGCUUCAGACCUCACCGCCCCUUUCCAUUCAAACCAACUUUAAGCCAGACUUCUGAGUGUGUGAGCCAGCAUUUCAUCAACAGUCUGCUGUGCACUUUCAGGAGCCUCUUAAUUUGUUAAAGUUUCAGCUGGAGAAAAGUGACCAACAGUGACCAUGAUGAGGAUCAUACUACUGCUUCUGGUCACCCUGACGGGGCCUUUCAGUACCUUUACCCAAGCAAGUACUCUGGUGGUGCCAACAGCUAUUGGUUCAACUCCACAACCAAAUCUUGCAUCAGAUUCACCUACUUUCACAUACACAACAGAGGUAACAUCUCCUCAAGAUGCUGUUUCAAUGUCAGAGCCUGCUCCUGAGGUUACAGAAGCAGCUGCCACGACAGAAGAAGUGCCAAUGGUUUCCACAACAGCAUCAGUGAUACAGUCAGGAACCCCAUUAGAAACAACAGCCCUAACAGAUACAACACAAUCAACAGAAGCUGUACCUAUAGAGACAACCAGCCCUGAAGCCACUACUGUCUUUGCAGAAGCAGAAAUGCCUGAGAAAGUUGAAGACAUAGAAUCAAAGACUGCAGAUGAAGAGGUGGAGGAUGAAGGUAUGGGCACAGGACAGUUGGUGGGGAUCGUAAUCGGUGCAUUGAUCACAGUGAUUGUUGUCAUUGCUGUAAUCAUCUUGUUGGUCAGAAGAAUGGGCCAAUACUCCCCCUGAAAAGAAAGGCACGACAGGAAGAGAAGAAGAAGAAAUCCGGGAAGUUCUGAACUAUUGUUCUGAUGUUAAAAACAAUCCAAGCAGCACUCUCACCAUCCAUCCAGGACUGUACGGGGAGCAGGAGAGUGUCCCAUCCUCUUUCCCAUUGAAAAAGAUGCCCUCCCACAAAAACACCUUCCCAGUGCCCACAAGUUAUUUUAUUUAGCCUGAAAAGCCUUAUUUAUCCCAAUAGUGGGAGGCCACAGGAAGUUACAGUAUCUUUUUUUAAUGCAUAUUAAUGUAACAGGAGAUUAAUGAAUGUUCAAUUUGUAAAGGGCCUAAUAAACAAAAACAAACAAACAGCUGCCCAUGCAAGCAAAAGCUUGUAUGUUUUUAUAUCAUACAGAAAAAAAAACUAAUCCAAAAUCAUUAUUCUUUUCCCAUUCUACAGAUGUGUCCAUUUGGACUAUGACGCAUUAUGAACAGUCUUUGAACUGUCAUAAGCAGAUGCUGAGGACACAUUCUGUUCUCAAGAUGUGUAACCGGCUUUAACUAAUAAAUAUUUUUUAAAUUAUUAGUUAAGGGGAGCAGCACACAAUAAGUGCUUGAGAUUUACUCAUUUGAAAGUGCAUUAGUACGGAGUGACUUGACUGUGUUGUUCUUAACUGUCACCCAUUCCAAAAGUGACAUCAUUUCCUCUGGAACGCAUCAUUUAUUGUGUGUUCCAAUCCGCUUAGCUCCAGCGCACAGCUGCUAUUGGCAUGUAUCUCUAAAAUCCUGAUGUUCCUCAGCCUGGACUACAUCAUUUUAACAGCAUACUACAGACAUUUUGCAUGGUAUAGUUGAGUUGUUUGCAUUUCUUUUUGUCAGUGUUGAGGUUUGUGUUUCUUUCUGAUGUUCGAGAGCAUUGCUAUCCUGGGCUUUGCUUUAAGAGAUCAGUAUUAGGUGCACUGAAUGAUGAAGAAUAAAUGUUUAGUAUUGACAAGACACUGCAGUUGUUUGCAACGAUAUUUUGUGUUUCUUGCUUGCCAGAUUCCUCUUUAUUUCUCGUUACUCCAUGAUCUCAUUUUGCCAUUUGAUGUCAGAAUCCAGUUAAAGCCAAGAGUUUGACUUUGUGUUUUGGGGUUUUGUUUUACUUAUUGUUCAAUCAAUUUCAAUAAAAAAGUUCCAAAGUA
Molecule: messenger RNA, 1909 nt
Organism: Cyprinus carpio (common carp)
Lineage: Eukaryota; Metazoa; Chordata; Actinopteri; Cypriniformes; Cyprinidae
Source: RefSeq, a predicted model, not a curated record